AUGACGCUGAAGGGUGGCACAAGCCACGCCUGCGCAGCGUGCAAGUACCAGCGACGGAAGUGCACGUCGGAGUGCCAGCUAGCCCCCUACUUCCCAUCAAACAAGUCGGAGAUGUUCCGAAACGCCCACAAGCUAUUUGGCGGUUGCUAUGGCUACAUAUGCCGCCUACAAUACCAGAUUCACCAGGCCCAGGAGGAGCUCCAUGCGAUCCACGCCCAGCUCCACAUGUGCCGUGACCACCACCACCACCACGGUCUCGAUGCCACGACAGAGGACGUGCCUUGUGCGGCGGCAGGAGUGAUGGCUCAGUUGUCGCCGUCUCUUGUAACUGCCGAUCAACAUCAGUUGUCCUGCUCCACGAGCAGUAACCCUGUUGGGGGAUACAACUACAAUUCCGGUUACUUUGAUGCUACAAAGGAAAAUAAUAGCAACAAUUCUAAUAAUAAUGCACUAGCAUCCAAUUCCAACUGGCUUCAGCAUACCUAUGGUAUCCACAACAACAUUAAUAACGUCACCAAUUCUUCAUCAUCCAUGGGUGCUCCUCAUUCCCAAUUGUUAGCAACACAACCACUUGAUGGUAUCCAACAGGAAGUUGUGUCGGACUACGAUGAGAUGCAUCUGUUUUUUGAUACAAUCGACGACAGACAAUCGUACAUUGAUUCCAAAGAGGCUUAUGAUACAAGCUCGGAAGAGUCUCUCAAGGACACUACACAGUCCCUUGAGCAACACCUAGUGGCAGAGGACGAGCUGAAGAGCGCGGCGGCAUGCUUCAGUCUCACAAGUGUCAACUGA
Linum trigynum is the source of this 792-nucleotide messenger RNA. Lineage: Eukaryota; Viridiplantae; Streptophyta; Magnoliopsida; Malpighiales; Linaceae. The record is from the annotation of a GenBank genome assembly.